Molecule: messenger RNA, 656 nt
Organism: Sardina pilchardus (European sardine)
Lineage: Eukaryota; Metazoa; Chordata; Actinopteri; Clupeiformes; Clupeidae
Product: sperm axonemal maintenance protein CFAP97D1-like
Exons: 6
Coding region: 32-559 (175 amino acids)
Source: RefSeq, a predicted model, not a curated record
ACCCUCUGAAGUCGAGCCUCAAAUCGCCAAGAUGAAUAAAGCCGAUUAUUUGGCCUUCCCGGCCAUUGUGAGCACCGCUGGCCAGUAUAAUCACAUGAGAAAAAUGUGGGAUGGUCACCAUUUUAAAUAUCAUAUGGACAGGAUGAGAAAUGUGAAACCAAUGGUUGACAACAAAGCUCCAAGAACCUACAUACACUGUCACCUGAAAAUGAAGAAAUUUCAGAUGGAGCAAGAGCGACUGAUGGAGGUGGAGAGGGACAACAAGCUGCUGGUCUCCAGAAUCGCCCGCACCAUGGCCAAAGGAGGCCUGGACAACUGGAACGAGGAGUACGAGAUGUUGACCAAGAACAGUGGCACCAUAGACCUGCGGAACAGGGAGCUGGUGAAGAUCUCCCUGGAGAACCAGGCCGUCCUCAAGAAGAUCAACACCACCAAGCCCGUGUACGACCACCAGCACUGGCUCAACGGCUUCAAAGUGACGAGAGAUUACAUGAAGCGGCUGAGGAAAUAUCCACAAACCAGCACCACAAAGGUGCCUCCUCUGGACUUGAUUAACUGACAGCAAUGCAGCAAUUCGUCCAUCAGCAAUUUCAUUGUGAGAUGAGAUGGAGGCAAAAGCAAAAUCAAUAAAACGAUACAGUGCUCAUCAUAACAAA